Thunnus maccoyii (southern bluefin tuna) is the source of this 3587-nucleotide messenger RNA. RefSeq names its product GDNF family receptor alpha-4-like. NCBI's taxonomy places the organism in Eukaryota, Metazoa, Chordata, Actinopteri, Scombriformes, Scombridae. Gene Ontology annotation, molecular function: signaling receptor activity. Gene Ontology annotation, cellular component: external side of plasma membrane; signaling receptor complex. The transcript is spliced from 8 exons. The record is from RefSeq and is a predicted model, not a curated record. Gene Ontology annotation, biological process: nervous system development. Bases 436 to 1803 code for a protein of 455 amino acids.
AGAUGCGCCAUGCAGUCUCCGAGUCUCUCUGAUCUUAACUCUGGCUGGACAACUGUGGAGCUGCUGCGCAACCACAUGCAUGCGCAAAUGCGACACGGCUCGCACUUGAAGACUAGUGGAAAUCAGCAGCAGGGAAACUUUUUGGGAUAAAUGUGUUUUUCUGAGUACUACUGUUUCAAAUCUGCCGAAUGCGUUCAUUAGAGAUGAAUAUAAGAAACAUAAAUGGGACAACAAAAAUCGCGAGAACUUGAAUCGCUCCAGUUGUGUGCACGGUUGAGUUUUGCCAACUUUGUGUAGCGCUGUAAACCCAUCCGAUCUGUGUCAGUCCGUGCGGGCGCAGCAGCAGCAGCAGAGCAGGCUGGAUGUGGCAGGAGACGGGUCAUUGAGCUGCAGCGAGCCGGGUGCGAGUUUCCCCCAGAACCCUAACUCUCUCCAAUGUUACCGGACAGGAUGAUGAUCAUCGGACUUCUGCUCAAUGUUUUCUCUCAUGGAAGCGUGCCAGUGUCUGCGUCCCUAGACUGUCUGGUGGCGGAGCAGGGCUGCAUCCAGGAGCAGUCCUGCAUGGUCCUCUACCGACUGCUGGAGUACUGCGCAGCUGAGGAGGCGGUGUCACCCCUCGGCCCAGACGCCCGUUUGGAGUGCCUAGAGGCCCAGAAUUCCUUGCAACGUUAUCGCCCCCUUCAAGUUUGCAAGUGUCAGCGUGGCUCUCGCAGGGAGGAACACUGCCUCAGGGUGUACUGGACAGUGAGAUUUGCAGCAUACGAUGAGUAUGAAGUGUCCCCAUAUGAAGAACUGAAGUUAAAUUUGGUGAGAAACAUUGAGAUGUCACGUAUGGCCUCCAUCAUGGCAGCUUCGUCUCUUUCUGUGGAUGGUCAAAACCAGUGUCUGAAGGCGGCCCAGGACUGUGGCCUGUAUGAGAAAUGUGGCUCCCUGCGGUCAGAAUAUGUUGUAGCCUGCACCAAGCGAGCAACAGUCUCUGACAACAGCUGUAACCGUCAGAAAUGCCACAAAGCUCUACGGCGUUUCCUGGAGCGCGUGCCAGAGGAGUACAGCUUCGCAUUGCUCUUCUGCCCCUGCUCUGAUACUCUGUGUGGGGAGCGCCGGAGGAAAACGAUCGUCCCAUCGUGUUCCUAUGAGGAGAAUGUGAGAGGGGAGGAGAAAGUGGGCAAGCCCAACUGCCUCAACCUGCAGAAUUACUGCUCAAGAGACGAGCUGUGCAGAUCCCGCUUUGCUGAUUUCCAACACAACUGCCAGCCUUCCCCUGUGUCUGCCUCUGGCUGUAUGCGAGAGAGCAGAGCCAUGUGCCUGAAGGCCUACGCUGGACUCAUAGGCACCAUCAUGACUCCCAACUAUGUGAGCAACAGCAGCACAGAGGUAUCCCAGUGGUGCACAUGUGAUGGCAGUGGCAACGAAUGGCAGGGCUGUCAGCGUAUCCUGCACAUGUUCAACAACAAUAUAUGUCUGCGCGGUGCCAUCAGCUCCAUGGGAAUCUCCGCACCUCCUCCUGUGGAAAACACUCCGGUGCCAGCUUCUCAGCCCUCCACACGCGUCUAUAAGGAGAGGGUUCACGUCAGCGUUAACACUCUCCCUGAAUUCAACAGCAUGGAGGACAGCGAGGAAGAGGAGCAGGAGGAAGCAGAAAGCGAGGAAUUCAACGUAAUCCCGCCGUACUCUGAGAAGGACUCUAACAUUGAAUCAGGGGCUACAAGGAGUCAGCGGGGAGCAGCUGUCCGAGCAGUACCCAUGUUUCCAUUAAUGCUGCUGCCAACGCUUAUCCUGGACUGGGAGUGUUGGAGCUACUGAAGGCUCUGUCUUCCUUCCCAUCCUACGCUCACAUUUUACACCCGCUACCACUUUCAAAUCCAUCACAGCCCUCAGAACAAACCACAGAGGACAGCUGCAAAGAAGAAGAAAUGGAAAAGCUACUUCUUAACAUUUCCUUUUCUUUUUUCAUUUUCACAAUGUCCCCCUGCCUUUAUUUUAUGAUUCUGUUUCUCCUAUCACUGCCUCCUCAAGAGUUAAAAGAUAUCAGUAGUCUUGCAGUAUCUGUCAUAUCUUCGCUGGAGUCCUCUCCGGUGAAAGGAAGGGAACAACGUGAGCAGAUAUAUGAGUGCAUGGGUGAAUUGAGAAGUGCUGUCUGGGCAAAUACUCUAUCUAGAGUCUGCUUCACACUCAUAGUACAUCCCCUCUUUUAACAAGAAGCACAUUGCCCAAGGCCACAUUCACCACAUGUGCUCCCGAAAACCAUAACCAGUCUUCUCUACUGCAACCAAGCCCGAGCAUGGCUUUUGAUUUCUAUUUCAUGACUCAUGUCACAUCCGUUUCUCCUUUGCCCCUUCGGCUCUUCCUCUCCCUCCUUCAUAGUAUGGUUCAGCAAGUAAUCCACUUUACAACAAGCUAAUAAGAGACUGCACCACUCUUAAACCGCUUUGUACCAUUAAAAAUACUUUUUAAAAUUGCACCAAUUUAAAAAAGUGAUAAGACACGUUAUCACAUUAUGCUUGAGAGAUCUUACGUCUUUUCAGGCUUCUCACUUUAUGCACCAAAAAGCAGAGUGCAGCAGUCAUUCUGUUCUGCUUCUUUUGUUAACACGCCACUUAGUGUUAUUCCUACCGGGGUGAAUGGCUGAGAAUUCAACCACGGGCAAAAGCAAUGAGAUCAAACUCUAUUGUAGAAAUGAAGAGCGAAGAAAAGCAACAUAAGCAAUUACAGCACAAUUCAAAUUGCUCAGCAUGCAGGGAAAGUCUGGAGUAAGGCUCAGGGGAGGAAAUAGCCAAUUUGCUGCUGUCAUACCCUCUCACUUUUUUGUCCUUAGGAGAUGUGUUUUUAGUGCUCCUUCCCUUCAUCAUGUGCUUUAAGACGUUGUGAGAGCGAGAUGCAGAGAUAGGGACGGACACAGGAGGCUGUAAAGCCUGCUGGCUGCUCUGAUCAUUGAGCAGCACAUUGAGCCAUUAUCUCUGCCUGAAAUAUCUUUUGCUGAUGUUAAUGAUUUUUUCUCUUAUGGCUCAUUUUCUUGUGAAAUUACGCAGCUGCGAGGACGUAGGUGAAGAGAAGUAUAGUGAAGAUUUUUUAAAGGGACAAACUUAUAAUUUUGAGGAUGAGUUUGCAGCAAUUAGAGGUCUGAGCUCUGUGAGGGAAACUUUCUAACUUUACUGCUUCAUGAGGUCUCUGAUGACUCAAAUGAUCAUUUGAUUGUGGUUAUGUGUUCAUUUUUAUUGAGCAGUGAAAUGUGAAUAUUUCACAAAGCAGUCCACUUACCUGACUGUCUUCAAGCAGAUCAGAACAGAAAAUUUCUAAAGAUGUAUCACAAAAAAAAAAGGUUUACUGUAGAUGUCAAAGGAGCACAGCUCUACAUGCUCAUCAAAUCCCACAGCAGACUGACUAUAAAUGUUGUUGGUAGUAUGUUUUAAUGAAGCUUAAAUGUUUGAAUUUGCUUGAGGAGGCAGUAUGGCCCCACUAACUUUUUCACCCUCGCUACUGGACUUGUUUACAUGAUGGGUUACUGACAUGAAGACUUAACUUUUGAUAAGGACAGACUGUAUAAAGGCAGAAACGCACUGGAAGCAUAUGAGCCGUGCUUUUGCAAA